Molecule: messenger RNA, 1779 nt
Organism: Linum tenue
Lineage: Eukaryota; Viridiplantae; Streptophyta; Magnoliopsida; Malpighiales; Linaceae
Source: the annotation of a GenBank genome assembly
CGCCACCAAUAGUGUUCCCGGAAAGGCGAGGGACGACCGGCGGCGAUGGAGUUGGCGAUGCAGCAGGACCCUUCUCAGCUUCAAAAUCAACAGCAGCAAUCCGGAGCGCAGUCUCAACCGCCAGUAGUGGUGGCGGAGAGGCUGAAUUCUGCGGUGCAGCAGCAGCUGAAUUUGGAGUCGGUCAAGAUCCGAGCUAUCAGUCUCUACAAAGCCAUCUCUCGCAUCCUCGAAGACUUUGACGCCUACGCUCGCACCAACACCACUCCUAAAUGGCAAGAUAUUUUGGGCCAAUAUUCAAUGGUGAACCUUGAACUUUUCAACAUUGUGGACGAGAUUAAGAAGGUCUCCAAGGCUUUUGUUGUACAUCCGAAGAAUGUUAAUGCAGAAAAUGCUACAAUACUACCUGUUAUGUUGUCCUCAAAAUUACUACCAGAGAUGGAAAUGGAGGAUAAUGUAAAGAGAGAGCAGUUGCUUCAGGGAAUGCAGAACCUGGAAGUAUCUGCACAGAUUGAGAAGUUAAAGACUAGAAUAGAUAUGAUUGCUGCAGCUUGCGAAAGUGCUGAAAAAGUCUUAGCUGAUACUCGCAAAGCCUAUCAAUUUGGUACACGUCAAGGUCCAACAAUCAUUCCGACAUUAGACAAGGGGCAGGCUGCAAAAAUUCAUGAACAGGAGAACCUUCUUAGAGCUGCUGUAAAUUCUGGUGAAGGCCUAAGAAUACCUGUAGACCAGAGGCAGAUUACAUCAACACUUCCAGUUCAUCUGGCUGAUAUGCUUCCUGUUAAUGAUAGUGUCGGCGUACAUGGUUUUCCUGAUUCUGGUGGAAUGUAUAUGAAAAGUACUCCUCCUAUGUCAUCCAAUAACAUCGGCAAUCAGGGGCCUUUGCUACAGCAUGCUUCCGGUACCCCACUUAUGGCAAGAUCAGCUGCAUCUCCCUCCACUGCUACAAGUGCUACAUCCUUUGAUAACACAACGACUUCCCCUCUGCCAUAUUCUAACUCCCCCAGGUCUGGUACAAACAUGAUGAAUACUCCUUCUCCUCAACAACAAAGUCAACAGCAGCUUCAGCAACAACAGUUGCAGCAGCAAAGACAAAAGAUAAUGCAGUUACCUCAGCAUCAACAGCAACUCAUUGCCCAGCAAUUGAGGCAUUCUUCUAUGCAGGGCCUCGGGCAGAUGCAAUUUUCUCAGCCAAUGGGGCACCAGCAAUUCCAGAGCAGGCAGCUGGCUGCUGGUCAUGUUCAGCAUGGAAUGGGUCAGAGCCAACUUGGUCAAGGGAAUCAGUUAAAUCGUCAUAUGACUCAGUUUGCUGGCACUGCUAAUACUGCAUUGUUCAAUGCUGCUCAAGGAGCACCGAGUACCCAGAUGGUAAGGAUAUGCUAUUAUUCCAAAUAUAUCAGCUACAAUGUCAUCGCAGCCGCUUAUGCCACGUAUGCAGGUAAGCUACCAAUUGAUUCCUUUCAUCCACCUGCUUUGCAGUUUGGACUUGCUGGCACUAAUGCUCAGAGGCAUGCAUCUCAAAUUCUGAAUGAUCAAAUGUACAAUAUGGGUGUUUCAAAUCCCGGUAGCAUGAUGCCCAUACAGCCACAGCAGCAGCAGCAACAGCAACAGCAGCAGCAGCAGCAGCAGCAGCAACAACAACAGCAACAGCUUGGUUCACAAGGAGCUUUCGGUAAUAUGGCACCUACUGCUCAGAAUUUACAGCCUAAUAUGGUAGGUCUUCAAAAUGCCACUCAGAAUCACUCCAAUUUCACCCAACGACAGCAAAAUCAGCAGCAGUAG